Molecule: messenger RNA, 5666 nt
Organism: Ornithorhynchus anatinus (platypus)
Lineage: Eukaryota; Metazoa; Chordata; Mammalia; Monotremata; Ornithorhynchidae
Product: interferon-induced very large GTPase 1-like
Exons: 2
Coding region: 71-4951 (1626 amino acids)
Molecular function (GO): GTP binding
Source: RefSeq, a predicted model, not a curated record
GUCUUUGAAGAGUGAAUGGGGUGUCAAAGAGGGUCACAGCAGGUCCACCAUCCAGAGUUCUUCCACUACCAUGUCUACUCCAGAGGUACCUGCAGAAGACUGCUCUCUCCUUGGCUCAACGCAGCAGUCGAGGUCUGGGGAGGCAGAAGGCUCAUCACUGAAAGCAAAAGCAACAAAUGACCAGUCAGGAAGCAUUCAAGAACUGGAAGGGGGAGACAAUGGAGAUGUUCUGAGCCUGAUCCAGCGACUAGGCCUGGACCGGUACUACCCUCGGAAGAUGGGCAAAGCAGAUUUCCACCUGAUUUACAAAGCCUCCGUACAUGACAGUCAGCCCCAAAGUGACCAGGAAUUACCAUUUUACUUCCUGCAAAAGCUGCUGAUGCUGGACUAUCGGCUGAGGUAUCUGGUCCACGAGGACGACGGGAAGACAGCCCUGACCAUAACUGAGCCCCUGAGUCCCUCGGGGCAUGGGAGUAACUCCUCAGACCUCCUAGAUGACUUCUUUAACAUUACUGAGACACACCUGGCUCCCUCUGACAUCACUCAGACACAUAUUCAUCCAAUGGACGUCCAGAUGGCAAUUUUCCAUUGUGCAGAUGACUUCAUGCGGCAGUAUAUUUCAACCAAACUUUCCGUCUGUCAAUUUGCUCUUCCAUUUGUGGUCCCUAAUCCCUGUUCUUUCCAAAUAGAAUUCCCUCUCUGGUCUCUGCGCCAAGUCAAGAAGAGCUGGCGACGGGUGGAGAAACUGGGGGAAGAGAAGAAGAUGAAAAAUUACAAUGGCAAACUGAUCUGUGAAACGGCCACCCCGAUCGUGUCCUUCCUGAGGGUUGGAAAUUCCUUCUCCUCCUCCAAGUCCCAGAUCCUAAACUCACUGCUGAGUAAAAAGAAACAUGACAUAUUUUUCCAUCGUCACUGCCGGGGGAGCAGCAAAAAUGUUCUCCUGAUGGGAGGUGUGGUGGAAGUCUGCUGGUACUGUCCCAGAGGGAAGGAUGAUGACAGCUUUGAUAACUGCAUCACGUUCACCAAUCUCCAUGGAGACGCCAAAGAGCAUGAGGCCCAGCUCAGGUUCCUGCAGGAUAUCUCUUCGGUCACUGUCGUGCUCUUGUCAGCUUCUGAGCAAGGUGAGAGGAACAGACAAGUCAUCCGUGAGCUUCUGCAGUCACCAAAACCUUUAAUCUGCCUGUGUGAUGACAGAGAGAAGAUUGCUGGUGGUAACUGUGGCCUCAAAGUGAGAAUGGGGAUGAAGAACCGAAAUGAAGCAGAGGUAACGGAGGAACUGAGAGCCACAAUCACAUGCCUCCUGGAGGUUCAGGGAACACCCCUCAGUUCUGUUGAAUGUGCUGAGAUUGCACGCCAGCACGGGUUCUCUGUAGAUGAGGAUCGGAAGGAAUGCAAGGAGGCUGAAAUGCUGGCCCAGUCACUGGUGUCUCUCUUGACAAAAAACAAGUUGACAGCGAUGAAGGAAAAGUUCCUGUCCCUCCAAGGAGAAUUAUGGCACCGGUGGUGUAAGAGGGAUAGGGAACUCAGUCACCUGCAUGCGAAAGGCAACAAAAACAUCGAACAGCACAGGAGUGAGAUUGAGUCGGAAAAGCAGGAAAUUCGGAGAACUCAAUGGCAAACAGCGUUUCCCCUCAAUGCUCCCAUGAGGUCUGUGGUUGAUGUCCUCCAGGCCCCAUCAGAGACAAACAGCAAGCUCUACUUUCUGCAGUGGCUGAGCAUCUUUCUGGACAACUUGACUGCAAGCCACCUGGAAGGCCUUCAACAGAAAUACGAUGGACUCUGGUCCCAAGUGAUUUUUGCAGAAAAGCGAAAAGGGUCAGUCAGUGAUUCAGUAAAGUACUUACAAAGUGAAUUAGAAAUCAUAUCAAAGGAGAUAAAUGACUCUACAAUUGGGAUUGAUCACUUUCUGAGAGAGAUUGGACAGAUUUAUGAAGCUACAGAUGGACAUUCACUUGAAAAGGACACAUUGAUGCUUUCGCUUCCCCAGAUUGCUGCAAACCUGUUGGCUGCUGGGUACCCCAUUGAGCUCAUGGAUGGGGAUGCUUCCUACGUGCCCCUGAAAUGGGUGGCAGCUGUUUUGAACAGGUUAACUGAAACCCUGGGAGACAAAAGGCUGUUUGUGCUUUCCAUCCUAGGGCUUCAGAGCAGCGGGAAGUCCACACUGCUGAACGCCAUGUUCGGUCUGCAGUUCACUGUCAGUGCAGGGAGAUGCACCCGGGGAGCCUAUAUGCAUCUCCUCAAGGUGGAGGAGAAGGUCUGGGAAGACCUUGGGUUUGACUAUUUGCUCGUUGUGGAUACCGAAGGUCUCCGGGCCCCAGAGCUCAGCAAUAAAUCACUGAAUCAUGACAAUGAGCUGGCGACCUUUGUCAUCGGCCUCGGUAACAUGACCGUGAUCAACAUUUUUGGAGAGAAUCCUUCUGAAAUGCAGGACAUCCUGCAGAUCGCAGUCCAGGCCUUCCUGAGAAUGAAGAAAGUGAGACUUUCCCCCAGCUGUGUGUUUGUGCAUCAGAAUGUGGGGGAGAUCACAGCCAAAGAUCGGAAUAAGGAAGGACGCAGAAGGCUGCAGCAGAGACUGGAUGAAAUGGCCGUGGCCGCCGCAGAGCAAGAACAGAGCUCCGACAUCACACGGUUCAGUGAUGUGAUCCGGUUUGAUGUGAACACCCACGUCCAUUAUUUUGCUCACCUGUGGGAGGGGAAUCCCCCCAUGGCCCCUCCCAAUCCCAGUUACAGCCACAACAUUCAGGAUCUGAAAAGCUGGAUUCUUAAAGUGGCGAAAGAAGAAUCUCAAGGCCGCAUCUUGCGGCUGUCAGUCUUGAAGGACCGCAUCCAGGAUCUGUGGAGAGCCUUGGUAAAUGAGAACUUCAUUUUCAGCUUCAGGAACACUCGGGAGAUUGUGGCCAUGAGCAAGCUGGAGGCGAAGUAUAACAGCUGGACCUGGCAGUUGAGGAGUCAUAUAUUGGCCUUACAGAAUGAACUGAACAACCGGAUUCAGAAUGGAAAAUUCAAAGACCUCACUGUUUGUCAUCUCGAGAAUCCAGUAUCAGAGAAAUACAUGGCUAUCCAGCAAGAUCUUGAAAAGUAUUUCAGCGAAGAUGAAGAUAGUGAAAUAUUGAUUCAGUGGAAAGCAAAUUUUGCAAGUAAACUGCAGAUGCUUAAAGAGACACUUGUCUCAGAAACAAAAAGAAAAACUGAAGAGCUCAUUGCCUUUAAAGUCAGUCAGAAUGAAUUGGACAAGAAAAAAUCCGAAUAUGAGAAUGAGUUGCUGGGCAGGAGCAGAGAGCUUGCUCUCUUAUUACGAGAUAAAGAAUUACAUGAGGAGGAACUGAGAGUGAGGUUUGAUGAUGUCUGGGCAACGUGGGUAACAAAAUUGUCCUCAAAUCACCCUCCUGCCACUGAUCCCAAAAUUGACUUGGAUUUGGAAAACAUCCUCUUUAACCACUUUAAACAGGAGCACAAUAUUGUGGACAAAAUCCGUGGUAUUUCCAGCCAGGAAACAUUUUCUAUGAACUAUUCCAAGUAUGUAAAAACAAAUAAGAAAUAUUAUGUUUUUGACCAUAAAUUAGAGGAGGAUGAUAAAAUGAACAUCAAUCAAACUACACAGCAAAUUAAGGAAGCUGUUAAUGAGAUCAUUGAUACCAAAGAGAAGCUGAGGGCAGGCUACAGUUCCAGUUACUUCCAUGAAAUAUUGAGAACAAUAGACACAAAAGUAGAGUCUGCAAAAAGUGAAAAAUAUACUUUUACAAACCAGUACAAACUUGAUUUGUCCUUGUAUCUAUGCCAUGGAGCAGAAAAGAGAUUCUGGAAUAUGCAUGAGGCAUUCACCACAGCAAAUCAUCCUGUCAACUACCUAGAAAGUAAGAAAGAGGAUUUCUUCAUGAGUUUUAAGAUUUCCUGCCAAGGAGCCAUCUCCAUCAGAGAUGUUGCUGAUUUCUUGUGGGAUAAAGUAUCUUCUGCUAUGUUUAGUGCAGUCUGGAACAAGACAGCCAUCGAUCUCGCUGAUGACAUGAGGUCUAACACUCCGGCCUUCAAUGGUAACAGAUCUAACCUGGAGAGAUACAUUCUGAUCUCACUGGCAGAAGACGAAAACUUUGAUAACUACCAUCGGUACAUUCACUUUCCCAGGGACUAUUUCAAAAGCUAUAUAAAGAAACAGGUUGAGAAUUUUUGCUCAACCCAGAAAUGGGAAAAACUAAAGCAUUUUGUAAGAUGCAGUUCUGAGAGUUUCAAGGCAGACAUUCUUACAGCUAUUCAUGAAUCAACUGUUGCUACCAAAACGGGGAAUGGGUCUGUGUCCAUGUGGCUGGAUGAAUUUUGUCAACACCUUGGGCAUCGCUUAACCCUUCCAAGAGGAGACCUGAAAAGCAUCGAACAUCAGGAAAUCAAGGACAUCGAAUUUCUCAAAGAGGCAGUGAUCAGAGCUGUGGAAGGGCCCCGGUCUCCCACCCUGCAGACCAGUGAACUAGACUGGGCUGGCACGGCUAUGAAAGAAGUGGUCCCAAAGGUCCAGAAGAUGCUUUCUGACCAGCUCUCUGGCUGUUGGAAGCAAUGUCCCUUCUGCAUGGCGAUCUGUACCAACACAGUUGCUGGUCAUACUGGGGACCACAGCGUCCCCUUCCAUCGCUCCAAGGCAGUGAAUGGUUGGAGUUGGCAUAAAACGGAUAAUUUCUCAAUAGAUUUUUGUACCUCUGCAGUAGCAAGUGAUAAUUACUUUCUGCUUAACGAUGGCCGAAGCUUCCCAUACAAGACAUAUCGCCUGGCGGGAGGGGAGCAUGCCACGUGGAGUAUCACUCCAGACAUGGAUGACAAACCCUACUGGAAAUGGUUUGUGUGCCGCUUCAAGGACCAGUUGGAAGAGAAGUAUAAUAAAAGAUUCAGUGACAAAGGAGAAAUCCCUCAUGUGUGGAGAAAAAUUCACAAGGAAGAAGUGAUUGCUGACCUGAAAAAACUAUAAGUCCUCAAGACUCUUCAGUACUUAUUGUCACAUUCAAAUAGAUCUAUAUAUCUAAAAAUGUAAACUUCAAUCGAUCAGUAGUACAUAUUUUGGAAGUGAACAGAGAUUCUACUAUUUUGUUUGAUUAAGAAGCAAAUAAAUUCUUUAUUCCAGCAACUGCAAGGGUGGGGAGAAAGAACGCAGAGUGUUCCCUGUUAGAUGUGUUCUCCCCCGCUGAAGGAAGCAAGCAGAGAGCUUUUAUAGACCCAAACAAACAAGUCUUCCCAGGAAUGUGGGGUUACAAGCUAAAAGAAGCAAAUAGUUACAAGGAAACAGAUACAGAUUCAGAUAACACAGGCAUAAUCCUUAUCGUUGUUCUUGUCAAAUAAUGGACAAAUAAUAAUCCACCAUUGCUCAUGUCAAAUAAUGGACAAUUAGAAUGUGGAAAGACAAAAUCGAUUCAAGGGAACAAAAUGGAGUUGGCUCAGACUUACCCACUUCUACAUUAUCAGGCACCUACUGACUAUAAAGCACUGUUCUAAAUUCUUGGGAGAAUACAAAACAUUCCCUGUCCUCAAGGAGCUCACAACUAAUGGAGGAGACAGGGGUUUUUUUUCAAAUAAUAUGAUUGGGGAAGGUAUAAAAGAAAGUAGUUCAAGUAUUUCAGGAUGAAAUAGCAGAAUAAGUAAAUGAAUAUUCAAAUGAGAAUCUAAAUAAAAAUAUACAUAGAUUGUAG